Pristis pectinata (smalltooth sawfish) is the source of this 5193-nucleotide messenger RNA. RefSeq names its product nucleolar protein 8 (gene nol8). The coding region runs from base 304 to 3804 and encodes 1166 amino acids. The record is from RefSeq and is a predicted model, not a curated record. The transcript is spliced from 17 exons. Gene Ontology annotation, molecular function: RNA binding. Lineage: Eukaryota; Metazoa; Chordata; Chondrichthyes; Rhinopristiformes; Pristidae.
GCAAGUUAUGGCAACGUGAGUGUUGGAGUCUACGGGUUAAGAUUUUCGGAGGAAAAACUGGUUCUAAUGUUGUCUGGGUAUUGUUGCCAACAAUGUAUACUAACGAUAACUUGUUUCACAUUUGAUCGUUGUGAGAUUUUACGUUUGUAGAAGUCGAUUAAGAAGGACGUGGUUAACACCAUGUGAUGGAGGUGUGUGAAUUAGGCGACCAAAAUAACGAUCCUCUCAUCUCUCGGGCCGUUAUGUUGCAAUGUAGUUGGUUAUUCUGAAAUUCUCCAAUUAAAAUGAGCAACAAACUACAAAAUGGAAACAGCCAAAAGUUUGAAGCGUGUAUUUGUUGGGGGAUUACAUCACUUGGUUUCUGAAAGUGAAAUUAAGGAAAUAUUUAGCUCAUUCGGAGAUGUUACAGCUGUGGAUGUUGUAUUCAGGAAAGACAACCAAGGAAAUCCUGCGAAGGUCUUUGGUUAUGUUAAUAUAAAUAUCUCAGAAACGGAAUUAAAACGAUGCAUGUCAGUUCUGAAUAAAUCAAAAUGGAAAGGUGGAAAGCUGCAGAUUGAAUUAGCCAAAGAAUGUUUCUUGCAUAGACUUGCUCAAGAGCGACAGGAUAUAGCUAAAAAUAAGCACAAACCUCAUGUUGACAGCAUAGCAAAAGUGGUAGAGUCUCUAAAGAAAGCUGGUGUUGAAAAUUUUAAGAUUAAAUCUGCGGUGCCAGGAACAGAAGUACCUGAUCAUAAGGACUGGAUUGUGAGUAAAUUUGGAAGAGUGUUGCCCAUUCUUCAUCUCCAACAAAACAAUAAGAAAAAAAUUAAAAAGUAUGAUCCUUCUAAAUAUUGUCAUAACAUCAAGAAGCUUGAUCACCUUUCGGAUUCAGAAAUCAAAACGCCAGUGACCAAACUUACGUGGCAUCUUGAUGAGCAAGAUGACGAGGAGACAAAUAAGAAAAGACGAGGGAUUUUCCCUACUCAGACGCAAACUGUAAAAAGGAAGAAGCUAUCUCUCAACAAAUACAGUGUGGAGAGUUUCAUUAAUUCUGAUUGCAAUAUCCAAACAAACAAAAUACGUUCAGACUCAGUCAAACACAAUGCCAGUAGGGGGUUUAAUGAGCAUGAGAUUGAUAUGACCGGGAACAAGUUUGUCUUUCCUGAAUCUGCUUCUUGUGCAGGCUUCAAGAAUCAAAACCUUGUCAAGGAAGAAACUACUGCUGCCACUAAAAACAGUGCUAUAUCAAAAGCUCGCAUAGCAUGCCAUGAUUCUGAUACUGAAGAACUGGAAUUGAUUACAGAAGAGGAGAAAAGUAAAAGAUUAAGUCAAACAGAUGUAAAAGAACAAGACAUUCCUUUGGAGGUGGUUGGUGAGGAUUAUAUAUUAAAACAUGAAACCCACUGGGCAUUAGUUAACUCAAAGAGACAGAUGUUAAAAGGCAUUAGCAAUGACCCAUCAAAUAGAAGUGGGAGUGAUUAUGACUCUGCUGACACAGAUGAAAUUAUCUCCACAAAAAUGAUUCCUUGCAAAAAAUUGCCACAGACAAAAGCUAAUAGUAAAGCAGAUUUUGUGAACGGUGAGACUGAAGUUAACACUGGGAAAGGGGAUUGUGAAUCUCAAAGUAACAGCAGUAAUGAGGAUACAGUAGAUGACAAUUCUGAAUCUAGUGUGGAUACCGAUUAUGAAGAAAUGACAAGAAAUUGUUACCGAAUAGACCUGUCACUAACAGACCUUGAACAGUUGGCAAAUAAAUCCUCUGAAUCUAAGGAAACAAAUAGUCAAUCAGAGAAAAGUGAACUGGACUUUCCUAAAAAUAAGUCAUUAAUCCCAUUUGCACUGAACCUCUUGCCAAAUUCAGGAAUGUCACUUUCACAAGACCUAUCCAUCUUGAACCAAAGGACUAUUUCAGACAAUAUGUUUUCAGUUGUUCAGAAUGAGGACAGCAGUGACUCUGAAAUGGGAUCGAACAAACAGCUAAGUAACUUGCUUUCUUGUAAAGACACUCAUUGUCUUUCUGAGGUAAAGAAAACAAACAGUAGAGGGGUUAAAAAGGAGAAAGUGAAUGGAUCGAGGUCUGUGGUAUUAGAUUCUGAUAGUGAUGUGAGAAGUAGUUGCAAACCGCCACCUUUCAAAGGUACAAAAUUUCUUCAAAUCAGCACUUUCACCACAACCUCUCCUAGCUAUAGUGUUAAACAUGGUAUGUUUGAAAAUGAAGAAAAAUCAAAAUCUGAAAUGCAUAAAAUGUGUAACUCCACAUUAAUGAAUAAAGAUAAAUUUGAAGAAUCCAAGGAGGAUGUUAAAGGUGGGAAACAAACAACGUUGCAUACAAAACCAACCAACCCUCAGAAGAUUGAUUUGUCAUCAUCGUCUGUCACCAAAAGUGUCCAUGAGAAGAUAAAGAUAGAAUCUACAGAUGGAAGUGAAUCAAGUAUUUCCCCUGGCAUUGAGAAUACUACUUGUAGUUUAGCUGCAGGAUCUCCUCAGAAUUUGAAUAAGCGCUUAUCGGACAAUCAGAAAAGACUGGCUGCAGUACAGCAAAGACAAAAAGAGGCCGAAGUGCAAAAGAAACUCAUCCAGGGGGCCCUCUCUGAUUUGGAAGGUCAGAAAGCUGGGAAAGGAAAGCACAUUGUCUUUGAUUAUGAAGAAGAGCCUGAAAGUGAGACAGUGUUUGAAGGUGAUGAAGACAGUUGCAGGGCAGAAGAUGCAAACACAUCAGCAGAAAGUCGAGAUAGAAAGCUUGUUGCAAAAGAUUUUAAAAGUAGAACCAUUGGGAAAUUAUUUGAUAGUGAGGAGGAGGAAGAUGACAAUGAUGAUCACAGUGAAAGUUUCAAAAUCAAGCCUCAGUUUGAAGGAAAAGCUGGUCAGAAGCUGUUGGCCUUACAAUCACGAUUUGGUACAGAUGAAAGAUUUCGCAUGGAUGAACGAUUCUUGGAAAGUGAAGAUGAAAACAUGGAAGAAUCAGUUACAAUUGGUAGUCAGGAUAUUGAGGAAGAAGAGCUUGUUGCAGAGAAAAGAAGAGCUCUGAAUAUCUUGAAGAGUGUUGUUCAAGACGUCAUUGAAAAGACUGAAGUCAAUAAAGAACACAGAAAAUUAAAGCAUUUUAAAGAUGUUUCUGCACUGCACUAUGAUCCUACAAGAAAGGAUCACAUUAUCUAUGAAAACAAAUUUGAGGAAUCCAAGAAAGAAAGCAAAGCAGAAAGAAAGAAAAGGAAAGAAGAGGAAGAGAAACUUCCAGAAGUAUCAAAAGAAAUCUAUUAUGACGUGAACAAGGACUUGAAAGGAAUGUUCGCUUCUAGUACCAAAGAAAAAGAAGUUGCUUGGGAUAAGAAAGAUGAGAGUCAGCUUGAAAAUCAAUGCCCUGAAUCUCUUGAAAUGCCAACCAUCCAGCACACAUUUGAUUUCCUUUCCAGUAAAGAUGCUGUAAAGAAGGACUCCACUAAUUUUACAUUUUCAUUUUUUGAAGCUGCCGCUCAUGAUUCGAGUCAAAAGCCAGAACAUUAUAAAACUGAGCCAGUAACUACGUCGGCAGUUCCAUGGCAUGAAGAUCCUCGAUUCCAAGACAGCUCGUCUGAAGACGAGGGUGAGAUAGAAAAUUGCGAAGAUGACACUGCAGAAAGUUUGGUACCAUUUCCUGAGAAGAAAGCAAAUUUCUUUUUCUUUUUCAGAGAUGACCAAAGGCUCAAAGAUGGCCCUAAACUGUUUUGUCGAACUACAGAUCUGACAGACGAGAGAGAUGUCUGGGAAGAAAACCGGGCUUUACUAAUUGAGGAGUACCGAGAGAAGCACAAAGCUGCAAGACAGAAAAGAAAAGACAAGCAAUAGAUCAAUUCAUAGGAAUAAUGUGCUGUUAAUUCAGACAGAAAUUUUACAUGAGGAAUAUUUGAAUAUUUGCUGUGACCUAUUCUUUAUAAAGACUAUUAAAUAAAUACUUUAUCAUUCUAGUUUUAUCACCUAUGGUCAUAAACGGGACAAGUGCUGACUUUGGCUAAGCUAAUUUAGGAGUCUGGGGUUAGACAAGGUAAGGGUGGAUGGAAGCUCAGUAGAGUUUGGGGGAUUUAAAAAUUUUGUUUUGCAAUUUUUUGUAUAAAAUAUAAAAGUGAUUAAAGUGAUAAAUUAAUAUUUCAUACAUUAUCAAGUGCUAUUGAUUUUGGUCUUUUGAGUGAGUAACAAAACUUCAGUUAUUAAAUGAGACACUUGGAGAGUUUUGUACCUUAUUUUCCAAGAAGACUGUCCAUUAAAUGACCCAAAAGAAGUUCAACUUUACCAACUUUCCCAAUUCAAACAAUAAAUAUUGUGGAAAUGGAGAGGACUGAUUUCAGACAAUAGACUUGAACAACUUAUGUUCACAAUUGUUUAUAUCAAAACAAUGUUUUCCAUAAUCUAAAUGGCCUCUGAUAGAUUUACUUGUGAUCAUCAAAUACCAGAGAAUAUAUAGCAGAUCACUUCUGUAGAACCUUUAUGCAUGUUUAUGUUUCUGGAUGAAUCAGUCCCUUUACUAAAACUUUAUUACACCUUGUUUUUGCACUGAUGGUGCCUUGCCUUUUGUGUAUGUCAAUUAUUUUUGUUUUUAUUUUAGUUUUUACUUUAUACUCAAUGGUUAGAGAUAUUGCUUUGUCCAGUCUUAAUUAGCAGUUGAAGUUGAUAUGUACAGUUCUUUCUCACAUCUACCAGUCCAUGCAACUUAGGAAUUUUCUCGAUUGGUUAGACUGGGGAGAAAUAAAAUCAGCACAACAAUGAAUGUGCUCAUCCAGAUACAUUCAAAACCCUGCCUCUUUAAAUAAAAAAAGAGUAUUCAAAGGCUUUGGCAUACUUGAUCUAACAAAUUAGCAAUAUUUUAAUUGGAUAGUUGUUGCAAAUGGAAAAUCAGAUUUCUUUCAGUGAUUUACAUUGAAGAUUCUCCUGUCUCUAUUAGACCUAAUGGGACCUAUUUCAGUAUCCACUGAAAAAUUGGAAAUCCAGAACAAAAAACUGUCUGGAUUACUUGGAAGAAAUCUUCAAGAAUAUUGGAGGCUAUCAGAUUACCAUAAUCACACUGGUUAUUAUUGCAGGAAUGGAGAAGCAUAGAAGUUGCUGAUCAAAAAAGAGACCUUGUUCACAUUGUCACGUAAUAAAACAAAAAUGGAACUCUCAACCAAUCUUUCAAUCAAUUAGUCUGCUUCAGAUCCACAUGCAAGUACUUAAAAGAUCAUGAAUUUCUCAAUUGUGUGGCAA